Populus nigra (black poplar) is the source of this 1922-nucleotide messenger RNA. RefSeq names its product nibrin homolog. Gene Ontology annotation, molecular function: protein binding; damaged DNA binding. The record is from RefSeq and is a predicted model, not a curated record. Lineage: Eukaryota; Viridiplantae; Streptophyta; Magnoliopsida; Malpighiales; Salicaceae. The transcript has 13 exons. Gene Ontology annotation, biological process: mitotic G2 DNA damage checkpoint signaling; double-strand break repair via homologous recombination. The coding region runs from base 22 to 1665 and encodes 547 amino acids. Gene Ontology annotation, cellular component: Mre11 complex.
UCAGCCUUCUGGCUUCUGCUCAUGUCGAGUGUAGACAGAGCAGAGAGCGAGAGCGAAAUAAAAAUCGUAGAAAGAAAGCUGCUGCUGCUGCUUCAUAAGAUCAGAAUCAGAAUGGUGUGGGGUCUUUUUCCGGUCGAUCCUCUUUCAGGUGAAGACAAAUAUUAUAUCUUUACAAAAGGUGUCUACAAAGUUGGCCGAAAAGGUUGUGAUGUAAUUAUUUGCAAAGACAAAGGUGUUUCUCGAAUCCAUGCAGAAUUAGUUGUUGAUGAAAUGAUUUCAAUGGAUCAUCCUCUGCACAUGAAAUCUGACCUACCCUCCCGAGUUCUGAUUAGAGAUUGCUCCAAGUAUGGAACAUACAUUAACAAGGAAAAGGUACAUAAGUUCCUAAAUAAAGAAACAUUUUUAAAAGAUGGAGAUGUGGUUUCCUUUGGAACUGGUACUGCCGUCUACAGGUUCUGUUUUGUUCCACUCAUAUUUUUCAUCUACUGUUCCGAGUCCUUUCAAGUGGAUCAGCUUCUUCGAGACAAAGUCUCAUCAAUUGGUGCUUGCAUUACCUACAAUUUGAGUGAAGAGUGCACACAUGUUCUUGCUGAUGAACUCAUGCCAGUUAAAGAACAUCUUGUUGAUGCUAUUGUGUCUAAGAAACCUAUUGUUCUCAGGAGUUGGGUUGAGCUGGUUGCAGAAAAAAGGAUUGAAUUAGAAAUUCCUAGCUGGAGCUCCUAUAUUCCAACAUUGACAGUGGAAGGAGUAUCAGUCAAAGUUGCAGCAUCAGGAACUCGUGCUAAGUGUUUGGAAGGAUUCACAUGUCUACUGGAGUCAAUAAAUAUGUACAAGUUCAAGGACAGGUUGCAGUCUCUGUUGGAAGUAUGCGGUGCAAAGAUUGUUUUAGUAGAAGAAUUCUGUUCAAAUGCCAAAGGUUUGGAUUGUGGGCAAGACAGUCAUGUGGUAUGCGUCAUCCCCAGAGGAUCACCAGACAAGUUUAAUUUGUUCAACAAGCUGGGUUCAUUGUCUAGAGUGAAUGAGUUGGAUCUGUUAAGAGCUGUUUUAGCUGGACAUCUAGACUUGUCUGUUUUGGUAUCACCAUCUGUUCUUGUUUCAUCAUCAUGCUCUACUGAUGAGACAGUAGUAGCAGAUUCUGAGGCAGAAGUGGAAACACCAACAUCAGAGCAUUUCACUGCAGAUAUCUCCAAUGAAGAAGCGCCAAAAUAUGUGAACAAACUGGAAAUGUCAAUUGACCCUCAUCUUAGAUCAGAAAAUAUCCAUGUUGUAAGCUCUACUUACAGUAUUGGUAACAUGACAGCAAAACGAGAAACAGUUGAUGAGGCUGAAAGUGGAAAUUCUGAUAUUAUUUAUAGCCAAGAUUUAAUCAUUAGAGAUUUGAAUUUACCUGCUCAAAUCAGUUCGACUCCAAAUAAUGAAGUUUUGAAUUUCAAACGCUUCAGAAAGGGUAACACUCAAUCAGGGAAUAGUUUCAACAAUCUGAUUCCAUUCUCGAAAUAUCCAUACAAAGAUUUUGACUAUGGGAAUCAGGAUAUGCUCGAGUCUGUGAAGGAAGAGAAAAGGCGAAAGCAAAUGGAAGCAAUUGCAGAGGACUUAUUCAACACUGAAAAGGGAAGGCGGCGUGGAGUUGCUGGUUCUCUUCACGUACUUCUUACACGUGGCUGACAACAGGAAUGAGGCUACUGUUGAUCAUCUUCUUCAUUGUUGUGCAAUAUCCACUAAAUUCUGAGCUACCUUUUCCCUGUAUCGGUAUUCUUUGGAAUGAGUUUGAAACGAUAUGAUAUCUGGAGGAAAGGGGAAGGGGGCAGUAUUGCCAUAUGUAGCAAGUUCCUUUGAUGUGUGAUAUGAUAACAUUUCACUGGAGAAUGAAGCGAGUAGUAUUUGAGGGUUUGGAGCAGUAAGAACCCGAUUCAUUAUUUCUA